CAACAUCUCCGCCGUAAAUACUUCGUCACUUUUCGUCCUCCGCCUCCUGGUAUUUCUGGUGAUAUUCCGACUUUUACCAUAACCGCCUUAGAUUUGACUUUUGGAGGAUCCGCUAGUUAUUCAAUUUGGAGGACUCUCUAUCUACCCGACCCGUCCCCAUACGAAUUCCAAUCCUCCUCCCUCCUACACUGGUCCCCUAACUGUUCGAGGCUCUGCACCCCACAACCUUAGGAGUCCACUACGGCACACCCCAUACAACCGAAUCGCCAUCCAGUCCAUCACCGCCAAUCCCACUUCUUCGUCUUACUAUUCGUUCGACACGCCAUAUCGGACUCUAGCUCCUGUCCAACUAAGCCAUUUCAACGGGGUUUGUCUGCUACCUUUUGCCUCUACAAUGUCUUCAGGCGGAGCCAAGAAAGCUCCAGCCAACACCGCACCCAGGUAUCCGGGACAUGGACUCGUCGACCCAUCAAUCUACGACAGGCUCUUUACGGACGAUGAUAAGAAGCCAGUGAAGGACCUGAAGAUCAAGAAACCUGCUCCAAAACAGACAAAACCAGGGAACUGGAAGGAUACUGAAAUCAUUGAACCUGCAAGCAAGAAGUCUGACGCCAGCCGAGCAACCUCCCCUUUCAUAAACCCUCCAGAUGAUCGUACGCUGGCCGCCUUUCCCAAUGGCAGACCUUUGGAUGACACCCCCGACAUCGUCCAAUGCAAACACUGCAAGAAACCCGUCGCCCGACUCUUCGCCCCUGCCCACAUCCGCGACUGCCUAAAAAAGAAGCAAGAAAAACAGCAACGGAAGAAGGAAGCCAAGGAAGCCAAGGACGCCGCGGCCCGCAAGGAGAAAGGCGAAGACGACGAUGCCGGUGAGAAAGGGAAAGGCGCCCGGAAAAGCGCGGUCAAGGCCAAUGCUGACGAAUCUGGAGCGAAGAAGGGGAAGAAGCGGAAGGCGGACGGGGAUGCCGACAAGGGGCCCAACUCCAAGAAGAAGAAAAAGGACGAGCCCAAGGCCAAGGUGCCGAAGCCGAAGCAGCCUGUCGAUGUCGAAAAGCAGUGCGGCGUUAUCCUGCCCAACGGUGCGCAGUGUGCGAGGAGUCUCACGUGUAAGAGCCAUUCGAUGGGUGCCAAGCGGGGCGUGACGGGUCGGAGCAUGCCGUAUGAUAUGCUUCUCGCCCAAUACCAGAAGAAGAACCAGGCCAAGCAGCAACGGGCCGCGAUGGAUGCCAACGCCCCUCUCGCCGACGAGUUCGACAACCAAGGCCCCGUCGACUCCGACGAAGAGAAGGAAGCCGUCCUCAACGCCUUCCGCCGCGCCCACCCCCGUCCGAUCUACCAACCCGCCAUCGUCGACAUGAAGCGGAAAUAUCAAUACAACCGCGUCAAAGAAAUGCUGAUCAACGCCCUGGGUGGCGCGCGAGGGUCCACGCUCUUCAACACGGCCCGGGACGACGAAAACGACGGGGGACAGGCGGGUGUGAAUGAAGCAGCGUCGGGCACGGGGAGUGUUUAUGAUAGCCAGUCGCGGCGGCCGAGCGUGGGGAUGAGCUCGGGAGGAGGGGCGUCGAGGCAGAUUGCACCUCAGCCGUUGGCUCCAAGGAAGGCAAGUGUGUCCGGUGCGGUGGGUUCACAUGUCUAGUGGGCGGGCUGGGGAGUUAUUUGCGGUUAUACCAGGAUAAACAGACUGGUAUGCCGAUAGGAUUUCAGCGAGGGGAGAAGAGGAAGCUGCCCAUUAUUGGAUUGAGAUACCCCCUCGACAAACAAUGUCGAGACCUUCAGAUCCGGUCUGGAAGGAGUUGCUACCACGGAGAGCAAUAUAGCAAAAUACAAUACAACCACUAUUGACACCGCU
Molecule: messenger RNA, 1852 nt
Organism: Eremomyces bilateralis CBS 781.70
Lineage: Eukaryota; Fungi; Ascomycota; Dothideomycetes; Eremomycetales; Eremomycetaceae
Product: SCA7-domain-containing protein
Exons: 4
Coding region: 395-1639 (414 amino acids)
Biological process (GO): regulatory ncRNA-mediated heterochromatin formation; regulation of transcription by RNA polymerase II; RITS complex assembly
Cellular component (GO): SAGA complex
Source: RefSeq, a predicted model, not a curated record